ACGAAAUCCUCUGAGACCAAGUUGCGUGGGAGGGAGAUGACAAAACCUGUAAGGCAGGCCUGUUACGUGACGAUUAACGUAAAAUAAGUCUCUGGUCGGGAAUUCACGAAGGCUUCAAGAGGAAACAACUGAAAAACAUUCUCAUGACUUGUGUACGGUGGAUAUUUAUGUGAUAGAGAGCACCGAGUCGAAAGACACAGGUAGGCUUUCACAAACCGUGACGUCUCACAAACAAUUAUGUUUUGAUAGUCAAUGACUACAGUAUACAUUUAAAAAAAAAAUCCUGGUCCGCUACAGAAAUAAAGAAUGAGUCAAUGGAAACAAAUUCAACAGCUCGAGUUCAAAUACCUGGAGCAGGUGGAUUACCUUUAUGAUGACAACUUCCCUAUGGGGAUUCGGCAGGUGCUUUCUGACUGGAUUGAAAGCCAGGACUGGGAAAUGGCCGCACACCAUGAGUCCAUGGCGACAGUUCUCCUCAGCAAUCUCCUGUCUCAGUUGGACAGGCAGUGUUCUCAGGAACAGAACUUCCUACAAAGACACAACCUGAAGAACAUCAACAAGCAGUUACAGAUAAAAUACAAAGCCUACCCUCUACUCAUGGCCGGGGUCAUCUCCACUAGCCUCAGAGAGGAGCGUCGUAUCAUCGCCUCAGCCAACAUACCGGAACAGGGCCCGUUGGAGAAGUCUGUACAGAAUUCCGUGGCCUUCGAGAGACAGAAGAACAUGGACAACAGGGUGGUCGUGAUCAGGAGUAGUGUGCAGAUGCUGGACCCGGCAGUGAAAUGUCUAGAGGACAUGCAAGAUGACUUUGACUUACGCUUCAAAACUAUCCAGUCUCGAGAUCAGGCGGACAGGAACACAGAGCGGAUGGAACCGGAAGUGGCCCGUCUGCAGGAGAUUCUCAACAACCUGGACUUUAGGAGGAAGGAGAUCCUGUCUAAAAUGAGUGAUGUGAUAAAAGAGAUUGACACUCUGAUAGCCUCCCAGCUGAACCCAGAGCUGAUGGAGUGGAAACGCAGGCAGCAGAUCAACUGUAUAGGUGGCCCACUGCUCACUGGACUGGACCAGCUCCAGAACUGGUUUACUCUGACGGCCCAGAGUCUGUUCCAGAUGAAACGUCAGCUGGACAAACUGGGAGAACUUAUCCUGAAGGUGACCUAUGCGAGCGACCCCAUCUCCUUGCAGAGACCGCAGCUGGAGGAGCAGGUCAAAUACCUCAUCGACCACCUCAUCAAAAGCUCAUUUGUGGUGGAGAAGCAGCCAUGGAUGCCAACCCACCCCCAGAAACCUCUCAUCAUCAAGACCGGGGUGCAGUUCACCACCAAAGUCAGAUUGUUGGUCAAACUCCCAGAGGUGGAUUAUCAACUGAAAGUGAAGACGAUAUUUGACAAGUACCUCCCCCCUGGCAGAGUACAUCGUCAGUUCUUCAUCCUGACUUCCACCACCAAAGUAAUGGACGUGGAGGAAUCAUCUAAUGGCUGUCUAUCUGUAGAGUUCAGACACUUGCAGCUGAAAGAGAAGAAAUAUGUUAACGGUACAAAGGUGAACGAGGGUCCUCUCUCUGUGACGGAGGAGCUCCACUCCCUCAGCUUCGAGGCCCAGUUCAACAUACAGGGCAUUAACAUCGACCUGGAGACCUGCUCUUUUCCUCUGGUGGUCAUCUCCAAUGUUAGCCAGCUGACUGGAGGCUGGGCCUCCAUCAUGUGGUACAACAUGCUGACUGACGAACCCAGGAACCCGGACUUCUUUGCCAGUCCUCCGCGGGCCAGUUGGGGCCAGCUCUCUGAAGUGCUGAGUUGGCAGUUCUCGACUUUCACUGGGCAGGGCCUCAACAGGGAGCAGCUGUGCAUGCUGGGAGAGAAACUCAUGGGUCAGCAAGCCUCUCACAAUGAAUGUCAGGUAUCCUGGUCCAAAUUCUGCAAGCUCCUAGUGGAGUCCUUCUCCAACAAAAAAAUCACCUCACUUCCCCUUAACCUACUUCCAGUGGUCAAAGAGAAUAUUCCUGGAAAGCCUUUCAGUUUUUGGAUGUGGCUGGAUUUCAUCCUGGAGCUAAUCAAGAAGCACCUGCUUCCCAUCUGGAACGACAACUGCAUCAUGGGCUUUGUCAGUAAGGAGACAGAGAGGGCCUGUUUGAAGGACAAGGAGCCUGGGACAUUCCUGCUGCGCUUCAGUGAGAGCCACCUGGGUGGGAUCACUUUCACCUGGGUGAAGCAGUCCGACAGUGGAGAGGCGAAAUUAAUCUCGGUGGAGCCGUACACCAAAUCACGCCUCAGCGCUCUCCCGUUCGCCAACAUCAUCCGGGACUACAAGGUCAUCACAGACGGAGAGGUCCCUGAGAACCCGCUCAAGUUCCUCUACCCUGGCAUCCCCAAAGACGAGUCCUUCAGACGACAUUACAACAGUCCGCAGAGCAAAGUCUUUCCAUAUAUAUCAGCUACAUGGAUCCCCAUCUCCACUUUGCAAUGAGUUCUCCGUACUCCGAGUAACACAAGAUGACCUGCAGAGUAUGCCAAGUAACUCACGCCUCUACGACUUGUGUUCCACUGAGGGUCACUGGAUGUGGCAUUUUCUCUUACAUCUGAUCACAAUAUAUUGCUCUUCUAUCCAACUGCUAGUAUUGUCUUUGAGCCCAUUGUCAUGAAUACAAACGUAUAAUGUUGUAAGUGUAAAGUAGAUAUUACAUGCAGUGGUAGAUCACUUCUCAUAAAAUAGAUUUAUUUAAUUAUGUGUAUUCUGAAAUGUCUUGUAUUAUGUGGCACUAAUGUUAGCCUAUUGUAGGACUAUAUGUCUUAGAGAAGUUUAUCACAAACUAAGGUUUGGACAACGAAUAAAUGUUUAUUAUCCCAUUCUUUUUCAUUAGUUUAGCUACCAAUUUGAUAUUUUUGCACUAAGAGCCCAAGGCCUCUCGAGUAGAAAAAGGGUUUAACUACAUAUGAUUUCCCCUAUUGUCUUUACUACUGAGUAGAAUAUACCUAUAGAUAGCCAUGAUCAACAGCCAGAGGAUGGAUAAAAUAUUGUACUGGACAAAGCAAUAUUUUUUUUCAUCAGCUUUUCUCUCCUUGAAUAUGUGGAAUGCUUUUGCUGUCUAAAAUUUAACACGUAAACAAAUUCCCAAGUAAGAUUUUUGUUUUUUGUCAUGCUCUUCAGAAGUGCACCGUUUCCUCAUAUGUUGAAAUAUUUCGUGAAUGAUUCAAAUGCAGAUGUACCCUUCAUCUGUCAUUUAAACAGUAAAGUAUGAGAACCCGGGGGAUUAUCAUGAAUUACACACGACGAAGGCUGUUUUCAAACGCCUGGAUUAAACGGUUGCCAACAUACA
Messenger RNA from Oncorhynchus gorbuscha (pink salmon), 3316 nucleotides. Its product is annotated as signal transducer and activator of transcription 4-like. Gene Ontology annotation, molecular function: RNA polymerase II cis-regulatory region sequence-specific DNA binding; DNA-binding transcription factor activity, RNA polymerase II-specific. Gene Ontology annotation, biological process: cytokine-mediated signaling pathway; response to peptide hormone; regulation of transcription by RNA polymerase II. Bases 307 to 2466 code for a protein of 719 amino acids. The transcript is spliced from 23 exons. The record is from RefSeq and is a predicted model, not a curated record. NCBI's taxonomy places the organism in Eukaryota, Metazoa, Chordata, Actinopteri, Salmoniformes, Salmonidae.